CGCUUAAACCGAUAUUAUUUACAGUCCAGUUCACCACUGUGUUUUGGACUGCAGAAGGAAAGCAGAUUCCCCAUGCAAGCACUCGAAUAGUCAAGCUCCUGGUGAAGCUUUAGCACAUAACACUCGUCUACCUUGCUAUUUAUCGACAUUUUCACCUGAAUCACCUGAAUCAGAUGCAACUAAUGGAUGAGAACGUUUAGUGUAUAGCUACUCUUAAUUUCCAUUUUGCAGCAGGUUUCCUGAACGUUCUAGCUAGAAUUUGCAACUUGGCUCCACCCCUGUGACCUUAUGGUGCCCAUCAGUUCCACAACUUCUCAUCCCAAAGUAUUAUGUUUCUCCUCCACUUAGUCCUUCAGAAGCCAGGACACAGAGCUAUUCCACGGGUUUGAUCAGUCUAAAAGAGUGAAUCACGGUGGAUGAUGGCGGGAUGCUGCCUGUCUGCAGAGGACAGAGAGAACCAGAGGAUCAACGAGGAGAUCGAGAAGCAGCUCCGCAAGGACAAGAAGGACUCUCGGCGGGAGCUCAAGUUGCUGCUGCUUGGAACUGGUGAGAGUGGGAAAAGCACCUUCAUCAAACAGAUGAGAAUCAUCCAUGGAGGAGGCUACAGUGAUGAGGACAAGAGAAGCUACGCCAAGCUUGUCUUCCAGAACAUCUACACGUCGAUGCAGACCAUGAUCCGAGCCAUGGAGGCUCUCAGCAUCUCCUUCUCUAAAUCUGAGAACCAGGGUCCUGCUAACUCACUACUCGAAGUGGAGGUGGAUAAAAUUGAGGAGUUAAAUCCAGAUCACGCCGUUUCCAUUGGAAAUCUGUGGAAAGACGACGGGAUUCAGGAAUGCUACGACCGUCGCCGCGAGUACCAGCUGUCUGACUCCACUAAAUACUACCUGAGCGAGCUGGACCGGAUUUCCCAGCCCUCUUACCUUCCUGAUCUGCAGGACAUCCUCAGGGUCCGAGUGCCGACCACCGGGAUCAUCGAAUACCCCUUCGACAUGGAGAACGUCAUCUUCAGGAUGGUGGAUGUGGGAGGUCAGAGGUCAGAGCGGCGGAAGUGGAUCCACUGUUUCGAGAACGUCACCUCCAUCAUCUUCCUGGUGGCUCUGAGCGAGUACGACCAGGUCCUGGCCGAAUGCGACAACGAGAACCGGAUGGAGGAGAGCAUGGCCUUGUUCAAGACCAUCAUCACCUACUCCUGGUUCCAGCGUUCCUCUGUCAUCCUCUUCCUUAACAAGACCGACAUCCUGCAGGAGAAGAUUCUCUACUCGCACGUCGCCGAUUACUUCCCCGAAUUCACAGGGCCGCGUGAGGACGCCACAGCUGCUCAAGAAUUCAUUCUCAAAAUGUACCAAGAGCAAAAUCCCGACAAGGAGAAGACGAUAUAUCCUCACUUCACCUGCGCCACCGACACGGAAAACAUCCGCUUCGUCUUUGUGGCAGUGAAAGACACGAUCCUGAAACAAAACCUGAAGGAAUUCAAUCUGGUGUGACAAGAGGGUGGAGGGAUACAAUCUGAGCACGAAAUGGAUUAAAUACUGUUGCUUUAACUGAUGUUUACCAGAUUUAUUUUAUCUAUUUAUUUGUAGCCUUUUAAGAUUUAGUAAGCUAAGCUGCUCAAGAGCUAUGGUUUGGUUGUUUCUCAGAACCUUUGGGAUGUCCCCAAAAUCUCAAAUACGAACUCCAUAUACACCUUUAAACAUCUCUAAAAUGUAAAAUGAAAUGUUUCCGCCAACACUUAUAAUCAGUCAGAAGCAAUUUAAUAUAAUGAAAAGAAAUGUAGGAACCAUAAAUGUGUUUAGAAUGUAUUAGAGAGGAUUGACAUAAACAUUCAUUCAUUCAAACACGGCUGCAGGGGCAGACUGAGUUGUAAUGUUGACAUGAAUCUGCGUGUUUUGAGUCAGCUGCAGCACGGCAGCACUGGGAAUGCUGCUUUUACAGCAUUUUUUGUUUUGUACAUUUCCAACAUCAAGUUGUUCUCCUGGACAUGGAUUGUUAAUAUCCACAAGUUGAGUACUCUGAGUUGUCAACUUUAUAUCAAGAGUGUCAAGCUCAAUUUACUACAAAAGGAACUCAUUCCACUAGUGGACUAAACUCCACCUUCCAUUGGCUUUUGGAACCUGAAGCAUUUAACAUUAAUUCCAUCAUAUCUCUCCUCUGGCCCUCCACCACCUAUACUUCCACUCUUUAAGCUGAAAUCGAAGCAUGGCUUAUGUUGAUGUUCAAUAAAAAAAGUUGA
This is a messenger RNA of Synchiropus splendidus (mandarinfish), 2230 nucleotides long. RefSeq names its product guanine nucleotide binding protein (G protein), alpha 14a (gene gna14a). Gene Ontology annotation, biological process: phospholipase C-activating dopamine receptor signaling pathway; adenylate cyclase-modulating G protein-coupled receptor signaling pathway; action potential. Bases 417 to 1484 code for a protein of 355 amino acids. The transcript is spliced from 7 exons. Gene Ontology annotation, cellular component: heterotrimeric G-protein complex. Gene Ontology annotation, molecular function: GTPase activity; G protein-coupled receptor binding; guanyl nucleotide binding. The record is from RefSeq and is a predicted model, not a curated record. Lineage: Eukaryota; Metazoa; Chordata; Actinopteri; Syngnathiformes; Callionymidae.